UUCACAUCUGGAGAAAGAUUUUUAAUGAUCCAUCUCUAGCAGUGGGUGAGUGGGAAAAAGGCUUUACAGGAUGAAGUGGAUGGUGUUUCUCUCUCUCUCUCUCUCUCUCUCUCUCUCUCUCUCUUUAACACCCCUAGAUUUUCUCACACAUCUUCCCUCUUUUUUCCCACAUCCUCCUCUUCUCCUCCUAUCGCUCUCUCUCUCUCUCGCUCUGUCUCUCUCUCUUCCUCUCUCGAACACACCCCUGUAUUUUCUCCUGAAGGGUUUUUCUUCAUAUCACACAUUUUCCCUCUUUUCUUCCACUUCUCGCUCUCUGCUCACCCCCCCAGCUAGCUCCCUCUUCCAAUCUCUCUAUCUGUCCAUCACUUCACCUACUCUAACUGUUUUGAAGGACUCUGCUGGUCACAGCACACUAGGACCUCAGCAUGUCCCCUCUCCCCACUCUCUGACCCUCUUUCCUCUCUUCAUCCUUCUCUCCCCUCCCUCCCUUUCUUUCUCUCUCUCUCUCUCUCUCUCUCUCUUUCUCUCUUUCUCUCUCUCUCUGUCUCUCUCUGUCUCUCCUGGCCAUGUUCCUCAGGAUCUUCAUCCCCAAGAAGCACCGUCAGCGCUUCGAUGAGGUUGUGUCUCAGAGCCUGAUGUGCCGUCUGCGUGGUCGCAGCUUCAGCGAGCACCGGCACAACCGCCUGCGCCGCAGCCGCAGCGAGGACCACCCUGAGCGCCUGCUGGUGUCCACGCGCGCCAGCUCCGUGCCACGCACCGCCCAUGACGAGGGCCUGCCCCCGGCCUCACGCGGCCUCCGCAAGACCACCUCGCUCAUCGCCGGACACGCCAGUGCCGCAGCCAACGCCAACCGCAGGACUGUGCGAGUGUACAAAGGCAACCAGAGUUUCGGCUUCACCCUACGGGGCCAUGCUCCAGUCUGGAUCGACUCUGUCAUCCCAGGUAGCCCUGCAGAGCAGGCCGGCCUGAAGCCUGGAGACCGCAUCCUGUUUCUCAAUGGACUUGAUAUGAGGAGCUGCUCCCAUGAGAAGGUGGUGUCCAUGCUACAAGGCAGCGGUGCCAUGCCCACGCUGGUGGUGGAGGACGGGCCCCCCAUGUUCGUGCUGCCCGACCCUGAGCUCCAGCAGCCGGGCGGCGCCUCCCCCGGGGGACGCUCCCGCUCCCCGGUGCUCACCUCCCUGCAGUGGGUGGCCGAGAUCCUGCCGCCCAGCAUCCGCGUACAGGGCCGCACCUUCAGCCAGCAGCUGGAGCACCUGCUCACCCCGCUGGAGCGCUACACCAUCUGCAAGUCCCUGGAGUCCUUCUUCCAGCACAGGAAUGUGGACACUCUAAUUGUGGACGUCUUCCCUGUGCUGGACACGCCGGCCAAGCAGGUGAUCUGGCAGUUCAUCUACCAGCUGCUGACCUACGAGGAGCAGGAGCACUGCCAGACCAAGAUCUCACGCUUCCUGGGAUACAGAGUCUCAAUGCCUCCUGUGGAGCCUGAGCCAGCCCCUGAGCCGCCUCAUCGGCGCAGCAGCUCCAUGAAGGUGACGGGCACCACCUACAGGAGCAGCGUGAGAGGACGCACCUCAGACGACAUGGUCAUCGGCACACACCUCGGCAUGGGUAUUCACACGGAGCCCGUGGAGGUGGGCAUGAGGUUGGCGCCCGGCGAAAGGCAGUCCGGUGACGGAACCUCCCUCCCAGAGACCCCCAACAACCUUACCAACCUGUCUGCCGUGUACGCGGAGCUGGAGAAUGCCUACGCAGGGAAGCGUUCAAAGUCCCUCAAGAGCCGCCCCCCGCCUACCCUGGACACGCUGGCCGGCGGCAACCCCUUCCAACACGCCCCGUCUCCAUCCAGGCGGACCACUUCAGGCAGCAGGAAGGGUGGCCAGCGCCAUUCGCCCCAUGUCUGGAACGAGCCUCUCCCGGAGGCCCAGUACUACCCCCCUGUGCUGCCCACUCAGACCAGCGCUGAGUCCAACCCCUACAUCAGCCUGGACAGCCCCCCGCCUUCCCCCCCAGACUUCGCCCCCAGCCCACCCCAGCGCCUCCGCAAGCGCUACACCUUCUCCCGGCCCCCGCGCACCGUCGACACCGAACGUUUCCUAGACGCUCUCAGCCAGCAGCUGGGGCAGCCGGCACUCGCCGCGGACGACUUCCUCUCCCCAGAGAACGACUACGAGGAGGAUGUUGUCCAGAUGGGCUUCCAGGACCUGGAGGAUGAGGAGUUGGAGGAAGAGGAGGGCCUGGAGGAGGAGGAGGAAGACCUGGAGGAGGAAGAGGAGGAGGAUGAUGACGACGACGAUGACGAGGGAGAGGAGGGUGAGGAGGGAGUCGUGUUUCUGCCCCCGGAGUUGAGCAGCGCCAGCGAGCUGCACAGCGGCCCCAGCAGCGAGGACGCCAGCUCGCUCACCUACUCCUCCGGCUCCGAGCCCAUCCCCCCACCCCCUCUCAGUCCCCCUCCUCCACCGCCGGUCCACUUCACCGAUCCGCCCAUGCCCCCCCCUGGCAGCGCUGGUGGUGGUGGUGGCGGUGGCGGGGUGGCCUACACCCCCGAGCAUGGCGGCCGAGUGCUGACCUUCCGCCGGCACCCUGGACCCCCACCACCACCUCCUCCCCGGCCCCCUCCACCCCCCUGUGGGCCCCCGCCGCUGCCCCGCCAGCCCACCCUGGACACCAGCCACAUGAGUGUGAAGCGGCUGCGCUGGGAGCAGGUGGAGAACUCCGAGGGGACCAUAUGGGGACAGAUGGGGGAAGAUUCUGAUUUUGAUAAACUGAGUGACAUGGUGAAGUAUCUGGAUCUGGAAUUGCACUUUGGAACUCAGAAGACUCCAGAGCCCACGCCUCAGCCCGAGGUCUCCACCUUCAAGAAGAAAGAUGUUGUGGAAAUCCUCUCCCACAAGAAGGCCUACAGCGCCUCCAUCUUGAUCGCCCACCUGAAGCUGUCCCCCAUAGAGCUGCGUCAGGUGCUGAUGACCAUGGCCACCGAGCGUCUGGAGUCGGAGCACAUCAUGCAGCUGCUACUCUACGCCCCUGACGAGGUGGAGGUCAAGCAGUAUGAGCUCUACCGGCAGGACCCCAGCAAACUCAGCGAGCCGGACCAGUUUGUGCUGCAGAUGCUGUCCGUUCCAGACUACAAGAGCCGUUUGCGGAGCCUGUACUUUAAGACCACCCUACAGGAGAAGACUGAGGAGAUGCGGGGGGCGUACGAGUGCAUCUACACUGCCUCUGUGGAGCUCAAGACCAGCAGGAAGCUGGCUAAGAUACUAGAGUUUGUAUUGGCCAUGGGGAACUACCUGAACAAUGGCCAGCCCAAGACUAAUAAGACCACUGGAUUUAAAAUCAAUUUUCUCAAUGAGCUUAGCACAACCAAAACUGUGGAUGGCAAGUCCACCUUUCUGCACAUUCUUGUCAAGUCACUUUAUCAACACUUUCCGGAUGUGCUGGACUUUGCCAAGGAACUGACAACAGUGCAUCUGGCAGCCAAAGUGAAUCAGAGGAACAUCACCUCUGAUCUGAACGACCUGCACGGCACCAUCCAGGAGAUUCGCGCAGCCUGCCAGAAAAUGCCAGCCACAUCUGAGGACCGAUUCGCUGUGGUCAUGAGCGGCUUUCUGGAGAACUCACACCCAGCGGUGCAGUCCCUGGAGUCCCUGCAGCAGAGGGCCAUGGAGGAGUUCUCCCGCGUCGCCACCUUCUUCGGCGAGAACAGCAAUUCUACCAACACAGAGGCUUUCUUUGGCCUCUUCGGCGAUUUUAUGUCCAAAUUUGAGAGGGUUUUGAGUGAGAACCAGAUAUCAGAGAACCCCCCACGGAGCCCCCGGAGCCCUCGCAUGGCCUCACCUCUUGCGUGGUGAGGGGAGUGUGUCAGACACACACACACACACACACACACACACAUACACACACACACACACACACACACACACACACACACACACAGACAUGAACUAUCACACAACACACUCUCACUGACUUGUCUUUCGAGUCUGGCAGUUGUACAUGAUUCACACUCAACGACAGUGAUCUUUGCAGUUCUACCACACUGGCAUAGAAAUGCUCUCAAGCUGACUGAAGCAGCUGUUGCACUCCUACAUGGAGAAUUUCUACUGUUACAUAAAGAUGAAUGUGUUAAGUUCUACAAGAGGGAUUUGUUCAUUGGAUACCCUCACAAAGGCAGUGUGGGGAUUAACUAUUAAUUACCCCCAACAACUGUCUGAGGAACAGCCUUGCCAGUUUUCAUUGUGUAUUUAAAUCAAACUGUACAUUUUAAACUGAACAGGACAGAACAGGAACAGAACAGGAGUCAAUUACAUUUUAGCAUACACGCCUAGCAAGUGCAAGUAAGCAGAGAUGAUAUUGAGUAUGCUGGGGAACUUCUAUAAUAGAAAAAAUCUGCAGUAAGAACCUUGUUCAUUCAAACCUGUGACUACAGAAACUGUAUCAUCUGACCAUUUUAUGCUGUAUGUAUGUUGUAAUUAAAAGCAAGUGUUGGUAUUAUACAGUAUUCAUAUCUAAAAUCUUGACAAUAUUUGUGAAAUCUUUUAAAUAAUGCUUUGGCUUCAUGUUCCAAGCUGCUGUACUGAAUGUAUACACUGUUGAGCUUUGUAAGGGCUUAGACAUAACUUGUCAAUCACAUAAAGUUUAAUUUGGUUUGUUUUGUAAAGCAUACAACAGGAAGAUUUACUUUUUUUCUUUUUCAAAUUAGUUAGAAAUUCAUAGCAAGCAGACAUUUCCCCCUCAGGUGGUUUUGUUUCCGUCAGUUUUAUCUUUUAGUUAAAUAGUAGAUUUGAUAAAAAAAGACAUUCUUAUUAUAUUUCAUAUCUUAUAGCCACCUUCACCAAUUCUUGAUUUUGUUUUGUUUUUAACUACAGCCCAAGACUAGACUGUGAAGUAGAGGUUGGCAAUGUCAUUGUCGUGGGUAAAAGUGUACAUAAAUGUGCAGAUAAAUUAUUGACCAUGUACCAGAAAUAAUCUAGGUAUGGUAUAGCCAACCCAUACUUCAAUUAAUGUGCAUAUUCUGGCAUGUGUUAGAAUUUUAAACCAGUUAUGAUUUUAUUUAUAUUUUAUCAAAAUCAUUAUUUGAUUACUGCCUUCAUGCUUGACAGAUGGAUGAACGUGUGCUUCAGUUGUCAAUCCAUGUGCGAUAUUGAUAAAUCAUGCUGUGUAAACCUAACCUGCUCUCCAUGCGCCUUGAUCAGUGUUCAAUUGAACCUCUGUGCAGCACAGCACUGGUUACAAUGUUCCAGGUAGCGAACCCUGUCAAAAUAUGAGGGCGGACGUCUGAUUCUCUAAUGAAAUAAACAAAAUUAAAAAUUAAAAAAUGAAACUGCAGGACUCCAGAUAAGCAGCCGCCACCCUGUCAUUUAGGUGCUUACGAUAAGACUGUUGCUGGCCUUUGUAAGAGCUUGAUGGGGCCGUGUGUCUUCAAGAAACUUCUAUGUGUUUCUUUGGCCUUUGUUGAGUGGUGUGGUCUUCUAAUGCUAUCAGUCUGUCAUUAACUUGUAGACACGUGUUGACAGCGCUGCUGUUGUCAUCACCUGUGUGGGUAAUAAAAGACUUACAUUUUAA
Clupea harengus (Atlantic herring) is the source of this 5559-nucleotide messenger RNA. RefSeq names its product glutamate receptor, ionotropic, delta 2 (Grid2) interacting protein, a (gene grid2ipa). Lineage: Eukaryota; Metazoa; Chordata; Actinopteri; Clupeiformes; Clupeidae. The record is from RefSeq and is a predicted model, not a curated record. Bases 567 to 3845 code for a protein of 1092 amino acids. Gene Ontology annotation, molecular function: protein binding. Gene Ontology annotation, biological process: regulation of DNA-templated transcription. The transcript has 20 exons.